AGUGGAGUUCAGCAGGGCUCACAGACGGAGCCUCCAACACUUUGUAAAUAUGUGGUCAGUUUAAGUUUCAGGACGUUUUCUAACCUCCUCAAGUCUUUGUCAGCAACAGUGGAGACGAUGAGGACAGGACUCUUCUGAUCACAGUUUGACGUUUGAGUUGUUGAUGUUGGAUUGUAAAUGUGAACUGAAUCAGUGUUCUUCUGCAAGUUUCCAAAAAUCAAUCCUUGAUUUCAUUUCCUUUAGGAGUUCCUGAAGUUAAAACUCAACAAGUUCUUUGAUCUCUUUCUUUGUAAUGUCAUGGUGUGGCGUCCACUGUGGGAGAAGACACUCGUCUGUCUCCUCCUUGACCACUUCCACAUAUUUUCUUUUAACUUUUAUCCAGUUAUCCUGUUAAAAUGUGGUGAAGGUUCAUUUUCUGUGUUUCAAACAGUCCUUGUGUUUUGGUUCAGCCCAGCCGGUCCUGAUUGGACCAGUCUGGUCUCAGCUGGACUGAUUGAAGGAGAGUCUGACUGAGAGUCUGAGUCUGUCAGUCUGCUGACAGGCUGGAAGUGAAGCUCUUUUUAACACUGAUGGACAAAUGAAGCUUUCUGAAGCUCUGAUGCUGGAUGGAAGCUUUUCUACACCGUCCUCUUUGGCGCCACCUGGUGGCCAAAAAUCUGAAGAGCAGCUUGAAUGAACUGCUCCAUGAUGGUUCCCAGAGUUCAGUUCACUGCUUCAGAAAGCAGAUUAAAUCCUCUGCUCUCAGAAUGGAAGGUCACUCAAGGUCAUCUGACUUUAAACCAAUAAAAACACACGACUCAAACCCAAACACAGCAUUUAACAAAUAUAGUUUCUUAAAAAGUCUGCAGCUCAUUAAUAUUCUUUGAGUCCAGAAGUUCAGAGAAAGAUUAAAUAAAUGUAGCUCAUUUGCCUCAGUGGAAUAUUGACAUUUUCUGAAAUCUUUUAUUUUCUCUAAACACCAUUAACACAGUAAAGCAAAAUUUCCCCACAAAAUUAAAAGAUUGCAUGUAAAGUAAACUCUGUGCAAUGGAAUUAUUAUCGGAAACAUUUUGAACAUCGACACAUUUCUGAGGUUGAUUUCACACAUUUUUGACACUUCAUUAAAGGAGAAUUCCAUUUUUUUUUGUUCUAUUUUAAAGAGUUGUGAGUUCCUGCAAAGAUCAGCCAGAAAAUAAACAAUGAGAGGUUUUGAGUUCCUGAAAUCGACGGCGCUUCCCUUUAACUGUCAGUGGCAGAAAGGUGGAGGAACAUGAGACUCUGGUGAAUCAACACAACAAUACAUUCCUUUAGUGGAGUCAGCAGAUUAACAUUCAGCUAAAGACGGAAUUUGGAGUUGAGCAGCAGAUCAGAACUUAUAAAACUCUUUAAAAAUCAACGUUUCCAAAACUUUUAUCUGCAGCCAAUAUUCUUAACCUCGUCCUUUUAAACAUCACUUCAAUACAACAACUCGGCUAAAAUAGAUGAAUUAAAUCUGAAAUGGUGCACAACCGUAAACAUUUAAAUUAAAGAUGCUACAAUUUUGAUGAUAUUUUAAUGAUUUUAAAGUUUAACUCAUAUUUUAAUCCCUGGUUCAAACUCCUCUAAUAUCUUAAUUUAUAAUGAACAACAAAGGCAGAUUUUGUCUGAACUUUGUGAUUAAUUCAGAAAUUCUUAAAGGAAAAUGUAUUUUACAGAUAAAGAGGUGUAGUCACAAAUUAAACAAGUCAUAAAAAACUAAUCCUGACUAUCCAGCCUCCUUUUGUCUAAAAUACAUCAAUUUAAACAGGAAAUGUUUUUAUCUGACAGUGUUUGUUCAUUUUUUCUGAACUCAAUCUGUGGCGAUCACAGUAAAUUCUUUAAAUGAGAAAACUGAACUGAAGGCUGGAAGAGACUAAAGAGCUUUGCUUUCAUAACCUCUGAGAUUUACGUGCUCACAGCUUUUCUAGAGAUGUCUGGAGCAGAAAGCAGUUUGAUACUCCAGGAACUUUGUAUCUGUGAUGGGUGUGUUUGAAUAAUGGCGUCCAUUAGAGAGACAAGACUUUGUUUAGUUUGCCUCCAAGCUGCCUCCAAGUUUCGACUGUGGUUCCCAUCAGGCUUUGAGACCUGGUCACAUGAAGAAACUACCUCUGCUUGCGUGUAGAUAAGCUCGUCAGUUCAAACAAAAAGGCAAACAUGAAGCUCCAGACAGAUUCUCCACCUCCAGCCUCUCAGUCAUCAGAACCACACAAUCUGUUUCUGCGAUCACAGCCCGUCCUCCAGUCUCCCCACCAGGGGGCGCAGUGCGCGGCUGCACAGCCCAGCCAGCGGAGGCUCCUGGAGGCGGCCGGGCUGCACAGCUCACGACGCGGGGAGCAACCGCAGCCGCGCUGUCGGUGGGGGCUUCACCUCACGGAGACCAGCCGGGCUCUGCUCCUGGCUGUCCCCCGGUGGUUAAAUCAAAUCAAAUCAAAUCAAAUUUGAUUUCAUAUAGCACUUUUCAUAUUUAUAAAAAUAACGCAAAGUGCUGAACAUUAAAAACACAUAAAAACCAGAAGAAUUUUUAAAAAACCGCGCCAACAAACAUUAUGCACCACCAGGGCUGGCUCCCGGCAUAGGCGAACUCGGCGGCCGCCUAAGGCGCCACGUCCUGGGGGGGGGCGCUGUGGCCGUACAAGGGGCGUCCCGACACUUGUGUUCCGUGUCCCCCCCCCCCGCUCGACAACUCUCGGAGGUGCGCCCGUCUCGGGCUCGCCCAGGGCCGGCCCUGUGCACCACACGCGCGCGCGCGCACGCACGCACACACUCUCCCAUUAUGUUUCACCGUGCUCUCGCAGGCAGCGGAGCACGCGCUUCAGGUCAUCAAUGUGAUCCUGGAAAGUUUUGGAAAAGCAAAGCACAUCAUCCAAAUAUGGAGAGCAGCAUUCAUCUCUUAGAUCUUUAAGAACCCCUUCCAUGCACCUUUGAAAUGCAGCUGGGGCAUUGGUAAGAUCAAAUGGGAGGCAGACCCAUUCGUACAAGCCCCAAGGAGUCGUAAAUGCAGUCAGGUGUCUCGAGCUCUCUUCAACAAAACCCUGGUGGUAUGCACUGCCUUGGUCAAGUAGUGAGAACCAUGAAUAACCCCCCAAGUUGUCAAGCAAAUCUCGAAUACGUGGUAGGGGAUGGCGGUCAGCAAUGGUUUUACGGUUCAGUCCCCGAAAGUCAAUACAUAGGCGUAAACUCUGGUCCUUCUUUCUUACACAGACUACUGGGGAUGAGUACGGUGAAGAGGACUUUCUGAUCCAGUCAUUGUCAAGGAGACUCUGAACAUAUUCUUUUACCUCCGUAUACAGGGGUUUAGGAAUUGCAUUGUAGGAUGUUUGGACAGGUGUUUCUUCUUUAAGAUGAAUUUUCAGCUGCAAGUUUGGGAUGCAACCGAUAUCAGCAUCAUGCUUAGCAAAGACUUCAGACUCCUCAUAUAACAUCUCCUUCACUCGUUUUUGUUCAUUCUCCCCCAAAUGAGACAAAUCAACGGGGGGAUUCCACUUCUGGUAUGUCUCUUCUUUUGUCUCACUGUCGUCUGCUGUUUGCUGAGCUGUGCAUGAGCUAACGGAUGUCUGAGGGGUUGUCUGUGAAUCUUGUGGGGAACACUGAACUGGCUUCACCUCUGCGAUUUCCUCUAAAGGUCCCAAAAGUGUUCUUUUGGCAAGGUAAAUGUCAUGUUGAGUGGCAUUCUGAAUGGGGAUUUUUACAAUCUUUGUCAGCCCACUGGGGAUCUCAAUUACAGCUGGGAAAAGUUCAAGGCCGUGAGAGCACUUAUUUUCAAUACUUGGCUGGAAAAGCAUUGAUCCCCCUCUCGGCCAUUCCCUGACUCUGCGCUUGACUUCACCAAUCUGUCCUGCUGGAAUAAAGACACCUUUCUUGCCAGAUCUCACAGUGCAAUGAGUUGUCUCAUCAGAGGUGGAAAACUGGAGAGCAGAAACUAAAGCAUCAACUGCACUGUCUGUCACACUCAAAGCCUCUUUCAGUAACGCGGUCAGAUCAGUUCCAUGCCUCUCAUCCGUAUGUGUUCUCAGGACUUCAGCUAUUACAUUACUGCCUAAAAGAGGACAACUAAGGCUGUCAUGGCUGAUUAAAACUGGCACCUGCAGGGUAACAUGACCAUGGUUCACACUCUGUAUCUUGAGUUCAACAUCAGCCCAGCCAUCGAAUGGAACAUUAGUGCCGUUAGCUGCAGCAAUUUCGAGGUGUUGAUCAGAGAGGAGGGACUUAAGAGGCUGAAUCUGAAUUUCAGGUAGGGCUCUUUCCAUCCAUGCUCUCCCUAUCAUGGUCACUUGGGCACCUGAGUCAAGCAGCAUUUGAAGUGGCACUCCACUGAUGGCACAUGACACCAUACAUCUCUUGCCAAUAAGCUGUGUAAGAUGCUUUCUGGGAGAGGGUUGACAGGCUCUAGUGGGUUUAACAGGACUGCUGGCGGUUGUGCUGUGAAGAGCUGUCGGGGCAUCCUCUGUCAUCCUGGUCACUGGCAGCCCCUCUCCGGUGACUUUACCACAUUUCCCGACAACCUCUUUUGCAGGCAGCCAACAGCGCGAUGGCCAGCUUGGCCACAUGCGAAACAAUGUGGACAGUGGAGUUGGCCCUGUUGCACACAGUUAUUGCAUCUUCCUCUGGUGUUUGGUGGAGCUGCUGAAGGGUGAGUUUUGGGUGGACAGGGGUUAUCAGGUGCAGCUUUGUCAGUAGUUUUCACCACCUGGGACAGCUGUUUGGUCAGGGAAGACACCUGUGCAGUCAGUUCUUUAAUCGCAUCACGGUUGGCCUGUAAUUCAAUGUCAACUUUAUCCUGCUUUGAGUCAGUACUGUCAAGCUGAGCCACAGUCACUGGUCGAGUCUUUGAUGCAGAACCAAAACGUCUCAGUCUCUCUGCCUCUUCACUUGUGGAUUUUGUGAUCUGUUCCAACAGAAAAUCAUCACUAAUUUGCAAAUCACUGAGAAAAGGUUUCAGAUCAUGCCUGACAUAACUGUUUCUCUCAUUCAAACCUUGAUAGAGCGUGUGGAGAAAUGUGCCCUGUACAAGUUUCUUGUCAUAGCUAAAUUCUGCACCAGGUUGUUGCGACUCAAAAAGAACCCGCUGUUUAAGUCCCAUUACUCUGUACAGAAAUUGCUGUGCACUCUCUUUCUCUUGUUGCUUUGCAUUGCUUAACUCUUGAAACAGCUCUGUACUGUUUUUAUCUCUGAUAUGAGAGCGCAGAAACCUCUUAAGCUCAUCAAUGUUUAAGCCACGAUUUGAUGUGUGUUUCCCAGGCCACGGCUCGUUUAUUCUGAGCUACAAAUGUAAUCAACCUUCACAAUCAUAGUCCAAGUUCUUAUAACAACAAAAAAAAAACGACUUCCUCCAAUAAAAUAAUGCAAAAUAAAGUAGCAGAAAGUGCAACAACUUCAUCAACAGAUCCUUUAGAAAAGCAAAAAAACAGUUGAUCUCAAAUAAAUUAAAAUCAUUACAUAAAAAUAAUACAUUGCUUCACAGAAUCAUCAAAUGAAAACUACCUGCAGACCCUCUGUUAGUCUUGCAUGUAUGGCAGGACACACUUAAUGAUGGAAGGAAACAAAAUGGCAACGCGCACAAGGAAAACGCGGGGGAAAACACUCAACAAAACCAUUCUUCUGACUGAACAUGAAUAUUUAUACAGGAUAUCAAACAUAUAUAUCGCAAUUUCAUUAAUCUGUCACUUUAUACACAAAGAUCAUGGUUCAUCCGAUAUCUUUGAAGAUGCACCAGCACCCAGUUCACACAGACUAAACUUAACCAAAAGACAGGUAAUCAUGCAUCUCAUUACAUCUCAUCUAACAUCACAAACUUACUCAUAACAUAUUUACAUUUCGGAUUUCACCUGUUUUAAGGUGGAAAAAGUGUGUUUGAUCGUACCUGUGGAGCACAGAGAGGAGACGAUUUGAUGUGUGUUUCCCAGGCCACGGCUCCUUUAUUCUGAGCUGGCGCAUGCCCGGUGCUCACCACAGCCUCUCUGCUGGCCCCACGAUGGUGACAGAGUGCCAUCUACUGGUACGGAAUUGUAUACUCAGGACAGAUUAAUCAGAAGUUGAUAAAGAAUGAUCAAGUUCCUGUCAUAUAAAAAAAUCAGGGGGGGGGGGGGGGGGGUUAUUUCAAUAAAACUUGAUGUAGUUUUUUCCAACUGACUACACUCGCAGGCGUAUCCUUCUACACUGGAAGUAGGCUAACCCCCCCAUCAGAACAAUCCUGGCAGACUGACCUAAUGUCAUUUCUUAAAUUGGAGAAAGUCAAAUUCUCACUUUGAUGGUCGACUGAUAAGUUCUAUACUACAUGGCAGCCUCUUAUCUCAUUUUUUGAUAAUGUAACUGCAACCUCUAUGGUAUAGGAAUGAACAAUGUACUCUGUUGUUUUCUUUUCUAUGUACUUUAACCUCAAGAUGAAUGUUAAAAUUACAAUGAUUGUUCAGACACUCUGUUCUUAAAAAUGUAAAACCUGUGUUGGGGAGGGGGGAGAGGGGGUUGCUUGUCACGAUUGUUUGUUUGAUUUUUAGUUUAUUUGUUGUUAAAAAGAAAAACACUCAUAUGUGUAAUUGACAUGCAAAUGAUAAGAAAUAUUUCAACAAAAUAAAUUAAAAUAAAUUAAAAAAGAAAUAAUGUCCUGUUUAGAGCUGAUGAAGUUGGCACGUGAUCAAAGUUUACAGUUUAAAGAAGUUUUCAGUGUUACUGUGUUCAGUCUGGAAAAAGUGGACUUCUCAGUGUUUUCUUUGUUCUGACAAUCACACAGACUGAGCACUCUGGUUUAAAUGUUACAAGCUGAGUAAAUAAACUGAACUUUAAUAGUUUCAGAUUGUUGCAGAUGGAUCUCAGCUCCUGUCAUUCGAUAAUCAGGUGAUUGAUUGCAGAAUGCUGGUGACAGCAACUCAUACAGUGGUUUGUACAGAUCAAUAAAUCAAUAUUCUCAGAGGUCUGCAGUCAUGAUGCUCCACCAGCCUCCACUGAAUGUUUAAUCAGAUUCAAUGAACUGCAUUUCAGCAGUUUAGUCAUAUUUCUAUUUGUUUUAGUUGAAGUGAGUAAAAGUAAUGCAAUAGUGUAAUGUAUUAUAAUUCACAGACAGUAAUAUUUUAAUGCUCCUAAUUACUUUCAAAUGAGAGUAACUAAUAUAUUUUGGAAGUAACCUGCUCAACACUGACUGUUACCAGAGGAAACUUCGAACACCAAAUAAAUGUUGAGACUUUAUAUUUAAACUCCACGUUCACUUUAAAGUUCUGAUUAACGUCAUCAAACAGGUUUCAAACAGGUUUUAAAGUCAAGAAUUUCCUCCUCUGGGUGUGUCAGAGGAGAAAACACUUUGUCUUGUUAGAUCUGAGCGACGGACUGAGAGGAACACAGAGCAGCUUCUUCUCUCCUCCAGUUUCCUCACAUGGAAAAGAGUCUGAAGAAGAUGUGAAGAGAGUUCAGUGGGUGGGGCUUCAGCCUUCCUUCACUCUGAUUGGCUCAUGUUGGUGUCAGUCUGCAAUGUACAGAACAAGUGACUCCUUACAGACAUGCACACACAGGCUUGCUCACAGUGUGAUCAGGUGGCACUCCUCUCUGCACUGAGACCUCUGGACACUCACUUUGUGUAGAAAUGGACUAGAUAUUAAUCUUCCUGGUGAUUUCCUGCUGGAAUCAGGAGUUGGAGGCUUGUGGACGUUCAGAGUUUGUGUUGGAGUGAAGUUUGACAUCAGAGUCAGAAUUCACUGAUUGUCACUGUGAACAAAGCUCAAUGGAAUCUGAAACAGAAGCAGCGCUUGGAAACAGUGCAACAUGAAAAAAGAGAAAACAGUGAAGACAAAGAUUUAGAGAUUGUACAAAGGUCAAAAUAAAAGGGGGAGGAGGGAGUUAGUUUAUUUACAAGGUAAAAAUAGAAACAACAUUACAAAUGCAAAAAAUAGUUGCCUAUAAUCAUUCUAUAAUGUUGCACUUGAGUUCUACGCCGUGAUAUGCUUAGCCCGCCUACGGACUUCGCUAUUGGUACUCCUCUUGGCGUCAGCCAAUCCAUUGAGACAAAACUGAAACCUGCGCACCAAUCCUGGCCUUGUGUUGGCACAGCACCACGCCCCUCCUUGAGGGCAUAUUACCAAGUGCUCGACGGCGAGAUCUCCCUUCUUCUGACUCAGCCCUUGAGACUUACAGAAGCCUUCAAGACCUUCGCGAUCAAGAUUUCAAGUUUCAAGAUCGAGCUGGACAAGCCAGCCCGCGACGGAUAGCCAUCGGGUGUCGGGCCCUUCACCUGCCGCUCCUGCGACGCCGUUCUCCAGGAGAACGAUCACCACAAGUGCUGCUUCAUGUGCCUCGGCUGGCAGCAUCACCGUCAGCGGUCUUCCUGUCCUGCCUGCCUUGCCCUGCCGCUCGGGGAGUCACAGCGGCUAGCAGCUUUUAUGGACGCCGCGUCCCCGGUUUCCGGGAAUGACGCCGCCGCCAAAAACGUUCCUGCUCCCACUCCGUACAACUGGGCCGAGACCGGAAGCAUCAGCAGCAGCAGCAGCCUCUCGGUGUCGGGGAGAUCAACCCAGCAGGACUCCCUCUCCACUUUCUCCCAGGCCAGCCACCAGAGCACCUGCCAUUGGAGUGCCAUAGAGGACUCCGUGAGACUCUGCCUCCUCCUGAAGUCCUUCGCCUGGCCCAGCGGGAAGCCAUUGCUGACGUCAGAAAGGGAUAGGUGCAUGGCGGGCUUCCUGGACAGAGCUUAUGCUAGCGGCAAUCAAUCGUUUGUCCUAGCGAACAACAUGAGGUUUCUACUGGGCUCCAUCGACAAGAUCUGCCAUGAGAAGUCCCAGUUAUCUCCCGAAUACAUCGAGGAGAUCCAGAAUGCAGCUGAAGCCCUGAUGCGGAUGUGCUGCACCUCCCCCAUCAACGGAGGCCGCGUCAUGGCCAAUGCACAGGUUGCCAUGAGGCACCUGAGGCUUGGUCUCUAAACACUCUCUGAGCGGGAUCAGCGGGGAGUCCUGGGGCUCCCCUUGUCCACCUCUUCUCUCUUCAGUCCAGACAUCCAGGCUAUCAUCGAGCGCCUGGAGGCAGCAGCACGAGGCCCCCAGCAGCUCACGCCGCACCUGCAGCCCCGCUGUGAGACCCCGCAGCGACGGCGUCCAGCGAAGCAGCGCAGACCAUUAUGGGUGGCUGUUUGUGCCAUACAUCGCCUGGUACAAAACGCCAUUAAGAACGGCGCUUUUAACGCCGAGCGCCGCCAGGUGCUUUUAUUUUGAAACGCCUUCCGGCGUCUCAAACGCAGAGCACCGCCAGGUGUUUUUGGAUGCCUAGUGCUGCCACCUGCUCCAUAAGAUGCUAAUAUUCUCCUCCCCUGAAGUUUGACCAGCCAGUAAAAGGUAUCGUUGUGCAGUCUAUUGACAUAACAUGGUCCGACCCAUUAAACCUCUCUGACAAGUAUUCUGUUGUUAUGUUUCACUCUGUUUACAGUUCAUAAACGCUGAAAUUGCAAAUUGCUUGCCAUUUUACACCCCAUUCUCACAGCACAAUAAGUUCAGCUCUAAAGUGAAGUGUUACGUUUUCUAACUCUCUCAACAGAAAUGAAUAUGCAGUUUCAUAUGAGCUGCUGCACAAAAACAUUUCAUUGCUCACUUCAUACAAACAGACAUGCAAACAUGGCAUGCAAAACACUACACACCUUCACAACUUCAUGCAGCCUAUUUAAAAAUUGUUAUGAAAGUGAGCACAUAAGCAAUGAAUGCGUGACUCAUGCAUCCCGCAAUCCCUCCUCCUGCAAAUGAAGGUUCAUUAUGACACUGCACAGAAUGUCAACGCUAUACAACAGGCAUGCAAACAUGGAAAACACCACACACCUUCACAAAUUAAAGGUUGUGUAGAAGAUCUUUAUUACUAACAAAAAUGAAUUAAAGCUAAAAAAUGGCGUUAUUAAGCUGUAGCAGCCUUGUUUUUAUCGUGAUCAAAAAAAAAGAAAAUAAAGAUUAAUCAACUCUGGAGGUUGUAAAACCAACAUUACUUUAGCCAAUCAAUAACGAGGUAGCCUCGUUAUCUAUUGGUUUUCUAACGUGUCAAUCAACCUCUCGACAUUUGUAGCGUAACUCUCAUGCUCUUACGCCGUUUUCAUACCCCCCUCCCCCACACGCUCCACCUAUGCUAGGCUCUGCUGCCGCUAUCAACACCUUUUCACUUGUAGACUUGAGACAAUUUUCUUAAUCAUAACUGCAAUGUGCUUGCAAUUUGGGAAAAAUGUAUAUUUUAAUAUUUAAACAAGAUUUGUAUGAAAAAGCCCGGAGAGUGAGAGGAGGAGGGUGGGCUUGUCUAUACAAAUAGGCAUGCAAACAUGAAAAACACUACACACCUUCACAACUUAAUGCAGCGUAUUUACAAAUUGUUAUCAAAAAGUGAGCACAAAAAAAAUAGUGAGUCAUGCAUCCCACUUUAAAAGCACCUGGCGGCGCUCGGCGUUUGCGACGCCGGAAGGCGUUUCAAAAUAAAAGCGCCUGGCGGCGCUAGGUGUUAAAAGCGAAGUUCUUAACGGCGUUUUGUACCAGGCGAUGUAUGGCACAAACAGCCACCCAUAGACCAGCCCCCUGGAGUUCCCCGGCGUCUGGCAAGACCAGAUCGUCAACCCGCCGACCUCCCCGGGGCGUCAACCAGCAGAGAUGGUCCCACGCUCCCGAGCCGCGGAGCGCCCCGUCCGCUCGUCCUGCAUCUGUUGCCAAACAUUUCAAUAAAGGCCGCCAGGCCCGUCACAUCUCUAAAAGAGCAACAAUCCUUCCCUUUCCCCGUGUUUGCAUGACUGAAGCAUGUCAAACUUCGCAUGGUCUUAUCCCUCCCGUCUCCCGCUAUUUGAUAAAGCGGGGGAGAACGGUGAGCGGAGCGCACAGGGAGCCGCCUGAACACGCCACGCCGUCCCCGGCUCUCCCUCUACUAUCUUCCCGCACCGCAACCAUAGAGAUGGGGCGCAUCAAUGAGCGUGGGCCGCUGGAUUUCUUUCACGCGUUACACAAAGCGGGAGCAUGGCGGAGGCCCUGCCGGUAUCUUACAAAUGCUCCAAGCGGAGCUGUCCGAUGCCAGCCUGGGUUCCCGCCCCAGGCGCCCCGGCUCUGGCUUCAGCACCAAGGUCAGCAGCUCGCGAGGCCCACCGCCGCCGGGUUUGCAGCCCCGAAGCGGCCGCCCGCGCUCUUUCAUUGGACGCCCCCUUCACAGCCCCUUCGCCGAGUCCUGAGUUCCCCCCAUCUCCCGAGGACAGAGGGCCGUCCCCUCAGGACGUGGUGCAGCCACUGAUGCUGUGCUUCCAGACGUGGCGCACUAUGCUGGGACCGCUUUCACCCUGGUUGUCCAGGACACUGAGAAGCAGUUAUGCCCUGCAGUUUGCCUGUUGUCCACCCCUCUUCAAUGGGAUCCUUUGUACGUGGCUCGCAUGCCCUGCGGGGGCGGCGGUUCUCAAGGCAGAAGUGACCUCGCUCCUCCACCGGGGUGCGGUAACGGAGCUGAGUGCGGAGGAGGCGCACUCGGGUUUUUAUUCACCCUACUUCUUGGUUCCCAAGAAGAGCGGAGGUAUGAGGCCCAUUCUGGACCUGCGGGUCCUAAAUGCUCAUAUAACCACCAGGAGGUUCCGCAUGCUGACGGUCAAACACCUCCUGGAGAGCGUCCACCCUGGGGACUGGAUGACCUCGGUCGACCUCGCGGACGCCUACUUCCACAUUCCCAUCCUGAGGAAGCACAGGCCCUUCCUCCGGUUCGCCGUGGGGACCAGGUAUUUUCAAUACAACCAGCUCCCCUUUGGCUACUCUCUUGCUCCCGCACCGUUACCAAGUGUGUCGCGGCGGCGCUGUAACCCCUCCGUCAUUGUGGGCUGAGGAUUCUCACCGACAUCGACGACUGGCUCAUAAAGGCGUCUUCUUAUCAGGAGGCAGUGGAGCACACAGCCCAGGUCCUGCACCACAUCAAACUCCUGGGGUUCAUGGUGAACCUUGACAAGAGCGUGCUCACCCCGGCUCAGAACAUGGCUUACCUGGGUUUGGAGCUAGACACGCUCUCUAUGACGGCCCGCCUAUCCAAGGACAGGCGAACCUCCCUCCUCUUGGCCGUGAGGUCUGCGAUGACCAAACCUCUGGUCAGGGUCCAUCUGGUCAGGACCGUCCUGGGUUUGAUGGCCGCGCCCCACCCAGUGGUUCGGUUGGGCCUUCUGCACAUGCGCAGGCUGCAGCGGUGGUUCUCACGCCUCCGCUGCUUGGGGAAAUGGGACGGACACAGACUGAUCUCGAUCCCGCCCCAGGCACAUCAGGAUCUCCUUUUCUGGAUGGAUCCUGCUCUCCUAAUGCAGGGAACCCCCCUGGACUGCGUAUCGAAUCACGUCGAGGUGUUCACGGAUGCAUCUCUCACAGGAUGGGGAGGAACCCUGGGCCAUCUCGCGGUUGGCGGGGCCUGGGAUUCCCUGCCUUCUCACAUCAAUGUGCUGGAAAUGACGCCGGUGCAGCGGGUUCUGCUCCAUUUCCAAGCCAGGCUGAAGGACAGCCAUGUGCUCGUCAGGUCGGACAACACCACGGUGGUGGUGUACCUGAACAGGCGGGGGGGACUCGGUCUCCCCCCUUCAUCACAAAGCGGCAGAGAUCCUGCUGUGGGCGGACCGGCACCUCGACUCUCUCAGAGCGCGACAUGUGUCCAGGGUCCUCAACGUCGGCGUGGACAGAAUGUCCCGGGGACAGCCCGACUCUCGUCCAGGUUCGGCCACCCAGUGGCAGACCUUUUCGCCAGUGCAGAGAAUGCACAGUGCCCACUCUGGUUCUCGCUCAGGUCGUCAGACGGACCCCCUCUCAGGGUAGAUGCCUUCGCACACAGUAGCUGGCUGGGGGGCCUCCUGUACAUGUUCCUCCAGCCCGCCUUUUAAAACCCCGUUGCUGUGCAGGGUGAGGAUGCAGAACCUCCACGUGAUUGUGGUGGCUCCGGACACCCUGAGUGCACGGUGGUUCCCGGACAUGGUCCAGCUAGCGGUUGGAGACCCGUGGCCGAUCCCCGACGGGCCCGAUGCGCUGCUGCAGGCAGGGGGCGCCCUUUGAUCCCGCCCUCUCCUGGGCGGGAGGCUCUUGGCUUGGAGGCUGAGAGGAUGAUAUUAGUGGAACUAGAACCCCCGGUGGUUUCCACCAUCCAGAGUGCCAGGGCCCCCUCCACUGUCAAGGCCUACAGGUCUCGGUGGCAGCUCUUCACCACAUGGUGCUUGGAGAGGGGUUUGGACCCUGUCUCCUGUGCUGUCGGUGGAAUUUUGGAGUUUCUCCAGUCCUGCUGGACAGUGAUCGCGCUGCAUCCACCCUGGCGGUGUUUGUAUCGGCCAUUGCAGAGGGUCAUGGGGGCUUUGGCCGCUUCUCUGCAUGUAGUCACCCGCUGGUGAAGUGGUUUCUGUGCGAGGCGUGUCAGCUACCUACGGCCACCCCCCAGGCAUGCGGUCUCCCCAUGGGACCUCCACACUGCGUUAGAGGGUCUUAAGGGACCCCCCUUUGAGCCUUUGGAGCAGGCGGCGGACCACUUUCUCUCCUUCAAGGCCGCCAUCUUGUUCGCGCUAGCAUCCGCCAAGAGAGUUGGGGAUCUCUGCGCUCUGUCAGUCCACCCAUCCUGCAUGGUGUUCAGCCAGGAUGGGGGUCUCGUGCACCUUUGGCCUAAUCCGGCUUUUCAUCCUGAGGUGAUCACCUCGGACUUUCAGUCGCAGGUGAUCCGGAUCAGGGGUCUAUUUCACCAAGCAGGUUUAAAGAAAACUCUGUGUUCAAUAACCCAGAAAUGAGGGAAACUCUGAGAUUUCCAUUACACAAAGGGGAGAGAACUCAAACCAGAAACAGAGCAACUCCAGCCUGUUCCACUAGGAGAGGUAACUUAAACUGUCGGUCAGUUACCACAGGAACACACUCUGUGACUCUAACCUGGUCGAAAGCAGGUUUUUCUCAGUCAACCAUGAAGUUUCUCUCUGGCUCCGAACCCUUUCAGCCACACUUGUUGUUCCAUUUCCUCAUUCUUUC
This is a messenger RNA of Salarias fasciatus (jewelled blenny), 13934 nucleotides long. RefSeq lists its product as uncharacterized. The record is from RefSeq and is a predicted model, not a curated record. The transcript is spliced from 3 exons. Lineage: Eukaryota; Metazoa; Chordata; Actinopteri; Blenniiformes; Blenniidae. Bases 11891 to 12817 code for a protein of 308 amino acids.